CAUCUUAAUCAGUUUUUGUUUAAUUUUCAUGUUUUGUUUUAACUAUGAAGUACGGAAAUAAUUGAGAAGCUCUUUGCUAGGUCCAAAUCUAAGCACAAAAAGUUCUGCAUAAUAAUGUAAGAGACCGGGCAACAAGCAAUCGCAUUUUGUUUAUACGACGACGUCGACGCGCAGCACAGGAGAGGGGAAUACAAAAUAAGCUGCGCCUGCAAGUUAAUUGGAAACCAAAUUAUAGGGGCAAGCUUAUCAAAUGUUGCUGGUGCGGCAGCUGUUUGGCACAUCCGCAAACUCCUGGGCGCGCGCUUUAAUUCUUUUUGUGCUUGCCUGGGUGGUGCUGGUCUAUGUGUUUGUCCUCAAAUUAACUAACACGCAAGGUCAAUCGGCCGCGGUGGAGAAUGACAUAAAUGCGCGUCGCAUCAAUCAGGCUCUGCAGCUGCUCGAGCACACAAAGCAACGCAACGAGGAGCUCAAGCUGCUCAUUGAUGAGCUGAUGAGCGAACAACUGGACAAACAAAGCGCACAAAAGCUGGCACAAAGACUGGAGCACGAUGUACAAAAUCCUCGACUGGUGAUCGUCGAUGCAGCUGCCGAGGAUGCACUUUUUAAAGCUGCCGAAAUAGCCAAUGAUGCCUCCGCCAAUGGCAAUAAUAACUUGGAUCCCUCCAAGUUUAAUAGUGGCAAUGGCGAUGCCGCCGCUGCUGUUGGAGGUGCACAUAUCAAUACGGAAAGCAUUGCAGAACCCACCUUAGAAUAUGAGUUCACUAGGCGACGUAUCCAGUCGAAUAUUGCCGAGAUAUGGAACUAUUUUAGCAGCGAGCUGGGAAAAAUACGCAAGAUAGUCAGCAACGAUGCCAACAGCGAUCUGGCUGAAACGAUUAGCCAGGUGCUGCUGCAGGGAGCUGAGCACAAGCGUUCUUUGCUCAGUGAUAUGGAGCGGUUGCGCACCGUCGAUGGAUAUGAGGCCUGGCGCCAAAAGGAGUCCAAGGAUCUCAGUGAUUUAGUGCAGCGUCGACUGCAUCAUUUACAGCACCCUAGCGAUUGUCAGAAUGCGCGCAAGCUGGUAUGCAAACUAAAUAAGGGCUGUGGUUACGGCUGCCAAUUGCACCAUGUGGUCUAUUGCUUUAUUGUGGCGUAUGCUACAGAGCGCACACUGAUAUUAAAAUCGCGCGGCUGGCGCUAUCACAAAGGCGGCUGGGAAGAGGUGUUUCUGCCAGUGUCCUCCACCUGCAAUGAUGCUGGUAACGGGGCUGCCAAUAAUUGGCCCGGCAAGCCAAAUACGCAAGUGCUUGUGCUUCCUAUAAUCGACUCAUUGAUGCCAAGACCACCCUAUUUGCCACUGGCCGUGCCUGAGGAUCUGGCGCCACGCUUAAAACGUUUGCAUGGCGAUCCCAUUGUCUGGUGGGUUGGCCAAUUUCUCAAAUAUCUGCUUCGACCACAAGCACCUACUCGCGAUUUUCUCGUCUCGGGUAUGAGAAAUCUGGGGUGGGAGCGACCAAUUGUAGGCGUGCAUGUGCGUCGUACAGACAAGGUUGGCACUGAGGCCGCCUUUCAUAGUAUCGAGGAGUAUAUGACGCAUGUAGAGGAUUAUUAUCGGACGCUGGAGGUAAAUGGUACGACGGUAGUGCGCCGCAUUUUCCUUGCCUCUGACGAUGCGCGGGUCAUCGACGAGGCUCGCAAGAAGUAUCCACAAUAUCACAUUGUUGGCGACCCCGAGGUUGCGCGCAUGGCUGCCGUUUCCACGCGCUAUACGGACACCGCCCUCAAUGGCAUUAUAUUGGACAUACAUUUGCUCUCGCUGUCCGACCAUCUAGUCUGCACAUUCUCGUCGCAGGUGUGCCGUGUUGCUUACGAGAUAAUGCAAACCAUGUAUCCGGAUGCCUCUCAUCGUUUUAAAUCGCUGGACGACAUUUACUAUUAUGGAGGCCAAAAUCCGCACAACCGACGUGCUGUGAUUGCGCACAAGCCGCGAUCUCAUGAGGACCUGCAGCUGAAGGUGGGCGAUUUGGUUUCGGUUGCUGGCAACCAUUGGGAUGGCAACUCCAAGGGAAAGAAUACCCGCACCAAUCAGGGCGGGCUAUUUCCAUCGUUUAAGGUGGAGGACAAAUUAGAUACCGCCAAGUUGCCGCUAUAUGCAGGCGUGUAGUUGCGUACAAAUUCACUUAAAAACCUAGGAACACAAAACGAUCCGAAACACAUAAUAUACAGACGAACCGAAAUACAUUAUCGAAUGGGGGACGAGUUAGCUUUAGUCUGUAGCUCGAACAAUGCAUACAUGUGUUGGGUGUGUACGUACAUAUGAACCUCUUGAUGUAUGUAUGUGGAUGUAUUAUGUAUAUGUAGUAGCGUAUACAUACUCGUAGCUGUGUACAAUGCGUUUAUAUGUAAAUUCUUAAAUCAAUGUUGAUUUCAAUUGUCAUCUCAUUCUGAAUCUCCUGGCUUGAAUCUCUGUUCGCAUUCCAUGCGCAUGUGAAACGCCGUGAACAAUAAUGAAUCAUAUCUAUAAAUACGGUAUUUCGAUAUACUACAUACAUAUGUAUGUGUGUGUAUCCAUACGCGGAAUCUCGUUUAAUAAUUUAUUGCGCGUUCCUAUCUAUUCUCUAUUCUAUAUCUAUGUAUGUAUGUAAUUUCGAUUGUUUCUGUAUAAUUUGAAUGCAUUUUGUAAACAUAAAUUUUAUAUUUUUAAGUCAAAAGCCGAAGAUAUUAUGUUGACAAAGAAAAUAACAUAUACAUAUGUAAGUAAGUAAAUUGUAGACAACAUGCACGUGUAGCUCUGACAAGCGCAAGAACAUUUAUCUGUAAUAUAGGCAAAACGAAAUGAACUAUAUAUAUAUAAAAGUAUUUAUAUGUACAAUUUCCAGAAAGAAAUAGAGAAGAAUAAAUAGUAAAGUUUU
Scaptodrosophila lebanonensis is the source of this 2891-nucleotide messenger RNA. RefSeq names its product alpha-(1,6)-fucosyltransferase (gene FucT6). The coding region runs from base 251 to 2143 and encodes 630 amino acids. Gene Ontology annotation, biological process: protein N-linked glycosylation. Lineage: Eukaryota; Metazoa; Arthropoda; Insecta; Diptera; Drosophilidae. The record is from RefSeq and is a predicted model, not a curated record. The transcript is spliced from 4 exons. Gene Ontology annotation, molecular function: glycoprotein 6-alpha-L-fucosyltransferase activity; protein binding. Gene Ontology annotation, cellular component: Golgi cisterna membrane.